Ceratitis capitata (Mediterranean fruit fly) is the source of this 773-nucleotide messenger RNA. Its product is annotated as putative Kunitz-type serine protease inhibitor. The transcript is spliced from 2 exons. Gene Ontology annotation, molecular function: serine-type endopeptidase inhibitor activity. The record is from RefSeq and is a predicted model, not a curated record. NCBI's taxonomy places the organism in Eukaryota, Metazoa, Arthropoda, Insecta, Diptera, Tephritidae. Bases 79 to 639 code for a protein of 186 amino acids.
UGCUGAGUAGCGGAAUCGAGAUUCCAGCACAUCGCGCGAUAUUUUGUGUGCUCAUUUUGCUAUUGACACUGUAACGGUAUGGCGGCUCGAGUGAACGCGAUGUGUUUACGUGCAAUUGCGCUGAUAAUUUUGAUUAGCGUUGUUUCAAGCGCACCGCAGCACAAGCAAAAUACACAAAAGCAGCCAGCAGUUGUUGGAGCAGGAGGUGGUCCCACAGCGACUGGUGGACAGACACGUGUGCAAGAUCCGAAAUGCCUACAACCUAAGGAGCCCGGCCCAUGUCGCAUGAAUCUCGAUCGUUAUUAUUAUAAUGCACAAACGAACAACUGUGAGCUCUUCAAAUUUGGCGGUUGUCGUGGAAAUGAUAAUAAAUUUGGUUUUUUGAAGACUUGUGAGGAUGCCUGUAAGAUCGGCAAUCCAACGGCGAAUAAUACGCCCGCCACUGCUGGUGGAGCUGCUGGAACAACUAAUGCUAAAGCGCCUGUAGCUUCGGCGGGUGUUGUGCCCAAAGCGCCAGCACAGCCAGCAGCAGUGUUUCCCAAAGCGCCUGCUCCUGCAGCAGUUCUGAAUCCUAAGACGGUUGCUGUCGCUCCAAAUCCGACAACAAAUCCGAAAACUCCAAUAGCGGCUCGCGCUUGAGUAGAAGUCGGUAACUGAUGCUGGCGAAAGUGGAAAUUUACUAAAUUUGUGCUUUAUUUUAUUUAAUUAAAUUAAUUUAUAGAAAAAUUAUGUGGCUGAAUAAGAAAUGUGCUGAAUUUGAUUAAACUCUGAGA